This is a messenger RNA of Miniopterus natalensis, 1366 nucleotides long. It is a transcript of the gene GSR, whose product is annotated as glutathione-disulfide reductase. Gene Ontology annotation, biological process: glutathione metabolic process; cellular response to oxidative stress; cell redox homeostasis. Gene Ontology annotation, cellular component: mitochondrion; cytosol. NCBI's taxonomy places the organism in Eukaryota, Metazoa, Chordata, Mammalia, Chiroptera, Miniopteridae. Gene Ontology annotation, molecular function: glutathione-disulfide reductase (NADPH) activity; flavin adenine dinucleotide binding; NADP binding. The record is from RefSeq and is a predicted model, not a curated record.
UAUUAUUAAAAUAUGUUCUUUUAAAUUUUUUUCUAGGUGAAUGUCGGAUGUGUACCCAAAAAGGUAAUGUGGAACACGGCCGUCCACUCUGAAUUCAUGCACGAUCACGUUGAUUACGGCUUUCAGAGUUGUGAUGGUAAAUUCAAUUGGCGGGUUAUAAAGGAAAAGCGGGAUGCCUAUGUGAGCCGCCUGAACACCAUCUAUCAAAAUAAUCUAACCAAGGCCCACAUAGAAUUCAUCCCUGGCUAUGCAGCAUUCACGGGUGACCCCACGCCCACGGUAGAGGUCAAUGGCAAAAAGUACACUGCUCCUCACAUCCUGAUUGCAACAGGUGGCGUCCCCUCGCAUCCUCAGGAGAGCGAGAUCCCCGGUGCCCACCUAGGAAUAACCAGUGAUGGAUUUUUUCAACUGGAAGAAUUGCCUAGCCGCAGUGUCAUUGUUGGAGCAGGAUACAUUGCUGUGGAGAUAGCAGGGAUCCUUUCUGCCCUAGGUUCUAAGACAUUACUCAUGAUACGGCAUGAUAAGGUACUUAGAACUUUUGAUUCAAUGAUCAGUUCCAACUGCACUGAAGAGCUGGAGAAUGCUGGCAUAGAGGUCCUGAAGUACUCGCAGGUCAAGGAAGUUAAAAAGACUCCCUCGGGCUUGGAACUCUCCGUGGUUUCUUCAGUUCCUGGUUGGAAACCCACCUUAACCACGAUUCCAGAUGUUGACUGCCUGCUCUGGGCCAUUGGGCGGGACCCAAAUUCCAGCGGCCUGAAUUUAGACAAACUGGGAAUUCAAACUGAUUACAAAGGUCACAUCAUCGUAGAUGAAUUCCAGAAUACUAACGUGAAAGGCAUCUACGCAGUUGGGGAUGUGUGUGGAAAGGCUCUUCUUACUCCAGUUGCCAUUGCUGCUGGCCGAAAACUUGCCCAUAGACUUUUUGAAUGCAAAAAAGAUUCCAAAUUAGACUAUGACAACAUCCCCACGGUGGUCUUCAGCCACCCCCCUAUUGGCACAGUGGGACUCACAGAAGAUGAGGCCAUUUCUAAAUACGGAAAGGAAAAUGUGAAGACCUAUUCAACCACCUUCACCCCAAUGUAUCAUGCAGUUACCAAAAGGAAAACAAAAUGUGUGAUGAAAAUGGUUUGUGCUAACAAAGAGGAAAAGGUGGUCGGGAUCCAUAUGCAAGGAAUUGGGUGUGAUGAAAUGCUGCAGGGUUUUGCUGUUGCAGUCAAAAUGGGAGCCACAAAAGCCGACUUUGACAACACAGUUGCCAUUCACCCUACCUCUUCGGAAGAACUGGUCACAAUGCGUUGAGAACGCAGACUUGUGUGGCUAGCAGUUGGACCAGUAGACCUUCUGAAAUGAACCAAAUAAUCACAUU